Messenger RNA from Trichomonas vaginalis G3, 693 nucleotides. Its product is annotated as spectrin binding. Lineage: Eukaryota; Parabasalia; Trichomonadida; Trichomonadidae. The transcript has a single exon. The coding region runs from base 1 to 693 and encodes 230 amino acids. The record is from RefSeq and is a predicted model, not a curated record. Gene Ontology annotation, molecular function: protein binding.
AUGAAAUUCAAUAUAUUUGAUGGAAUCAUUGAUUUUAUCAGCAAAAACAGCAAACAAUCGCCUGAUUCUACAAAUGAAAUCAAAAGGCUUCAAGCAGAAAUAAAAUCAUUACAAAACCAAAUACAAAAUGCUUCCAAAGCAACUACAACGACUCGAACUAAUGAAUCACACAACUUUUCAAGCGAAUUUUUAACCAAAAUUUCAUCACUUAAGAAAGCCAAAGAUUUUGAUAGAGUUUACAAAUUUUUUGUAGAUCUUUCAUCUAAAAACAAUCGCGAAAUGAUUUCAAAGGCUUGUGAAGAAGGACUUUGGAAGAAGACAACAGAAGAUGAAAAGAAUGUACUUCAUAUUGCAAGUGAAAAUGGAAAUCUUAAUCUUGUCAAAUCACUUAUUGAUUGUGGCUGUGAUAAAGAAACAAAGGAUAAACAUGGAUGGACUCCACUCAUUUUAGCAUCAGCUAAAGGUCAUCUUGAAGUUGUUAAAUAUCUUAUCUCUGUUGGAGCUGAUAAAGAUGCAAAGGUUAAUGGUGGAUACACUCCACUCAUUUUAGCAUCAGCUAAUGGUCAUCUUGAAGUUGUUAAACAUAUUAUCUCUGUUGGAACUGAUAAAGAAGCAAAGACUAAUGGGAAAAUUGCACUCAAAUAUGCUAGAGAUAAUGUAAGAGAUUUUCUAAUAUCUAUUGGAGCCAAGUAA